This is a messenger RNA of Schistosoma guineensis, 1107 nucleotides long. NCBI's taxonomy places the organism in Eukaryota, Metazoa, Platyhelminthes, Trematoda, Strigeidida, Schistosomatidae. The record is from the annotation of a GenBank genome assembly.
AUCUGUAGGAGUUUAACUCAACGAAAUUUAUAGCUCUUUAAUUUAGAUAACAAAUUAUAAGUGGAUGAGUUUCAAUGAAAUAACUUACUUUGGAUCCUAGAAAGUUGAUGCAUUACAACGAAGGUGAAUUCCUCGUAAGUAACAAUCUAUGAAAUAAGUUUAAUUACAUCAACCAAUAUUCAAGUUACCUCCUAUCAUUCCCACCCAUACCAAGAAAUCAGUCUCUUAUUCAAAUAUAUUUCAGAUAAAUUAUACGAGAAAAGAGUCAUUUGACGUAGAGUGAUACAAGUCAAAUAUAAUCUAUAUUGUUACUUGGAAAAUACAGAUUCCUAUGAAAGAUAUCUCCAUCCUUUUUCUAACCGAAUCAGUUAAGUGUUAAAAUCACAUGUUAAUUAUAAGUGAGCUAUAUCAUCAUUAAUCAUAUCAAAGUUAUUAGUUUUAACAUAUUAACUACCUCUAUGCAACAUAUAAACCCAUCUUUUUUCUUCUAUAACUGGUUGAAAAUCAUUUUAGAAAAAGGAAAAGAAAGAAAAGAAAGAGAAGAAGGAGAAAAAAGAAAACAAAGAGGAAGAUGCAGGAGCUCCAGCAGAAGAUAAAAAAGAGACAGCAAGUAGUGGAGGCGGUGGUGGUGGUAAACGAGCUCAAAGAGCUACUUCAAAUGUUUUUGGAAUGUUCCCUCAAAAUCAAAUCCAAGAAUUUAAAGAGGCCUUUACGUUGAUCGAUCAAAAUCGUGACGGAUUUAUUGAUAUUGAAGAUUUAAAAGAUAUGUACGCAUCGUUGGGUCGGACACCAACUGAUAAAGAAUUGAAAGAAAUGUUAGAUGAAUCACCUGGUCCAUUGAAUUUCACAAUGUUUAUCAACUUAUUCGGUGAAAAACUAAAUGGUACUGAUCCUGAAGACGCACUACGUAAUGCAUUUGCAAUGUUUGAUCCAGGGAACAAACGAUAUUUGGAAGAAGAAUACAUCAAAGAUCUUUUAGAAAAUAUGGGCGAUAAUUUCUCUGCUGAAGAGAUAAGACAGACGUGGAAAGAAGCUCCAAUUAAAGAAGGCAAAUUGGAUUACGAUGCAUUUGUAAAUCUCAUAAAGAGAGGCAAUCAAGAUAUUUAG